AUGCCAGGCAAAAGGAAGCGACCCCACUAUGAUAUCGACUUCACGCUUCGACGUGUCUUUGGAAAGCGUUGCUUCAGACCAGUCCAACGCGAAGUCAUUACCGCAACGCUCGACGGCGAGGAUGUCUUUCUGCAGGCUGCGACAUCGUUUGGGAAGAGCUUGUGUUUCCAACUACCAGCUAUCGUCGAUUUUGGUAUCACCAUCGUGAUAUCACCGCUUCUGGCCCUAAUGAACAACCAAGUUGCUUCCAUGCGAAAGGCGAAUAUCCGGGUAGAAACAAUCAACAGCACCACCACGCCUAGUAACAAAAAGAGGAUAAUUGAGGACCUCCAAUGCGGCCAUCCUAUGACUCGACUUCUCUAUGUUACCCCGGAGUACUGUCAACUGGACUCCUUCCGAAAACUCCUCCGCGUCAUCCACUCCCAGCGUGAGCUUGCACGCAUAGCUGUCGAUGAAGCCCAUUGCGUCAGCGAAUGGGGCCAUGACUUCAGACCUUCGUUCCAGCAACUGUCAUUCUUCAAGACAGAAUUCCCGGAUGUUCCCAUCAUCUGCCUCACAGCUACGGCCACAGCACGUGUCCGAGACGAUAUCAUCAACAUGCUAGGCUUAGACUCCUCAAAGUUGAAGAUGUUCCGAAUGACCACUAGUCGACCGAACUUACACUAUGAGGUCCGUUUCAAAUGCGAUGAAGAAGAUCACUACCCCGACUUCCUCUCCUGGCUAAAAGCUGCCCAUGCGCGGCGCGCUUCAAAUCCCGAACGAGCCUCCCAACUAGCAGACCAAAACCAGCGCGCCGAUAACGUCUCAGGCAUCAUCUACACGCUUUUUCGCAAAGACUGCGAAUCGUUAGCCGCCCGUCUCCGCGCCGACGGUAUAGGCGCCAAACCCUACCACGCCGGGCUGCCACACACCGAACGCGCCGAUGCUCUCGCAGGCUGGGUCGCGAACAAGGAAGGCUACGACGUCAUCGUCGCAACUACAGCUUUCGGCAUGGGCAUUGACAAGGAAAACGUACGUUUCGUAGUGCACUGGCAGAUCCCAAAAUCCUUCGAGGGCUUCUACCAAGAAGCCGGGCGCGCCGGGCGCGAUGGGAAAGCUUCCGUCUGCAUCCUGUAUUACGGACGCGAGGACCGUGAUCGCGCGGCGUCAAUGAUGGCGAGGGACCAGGCGCGGCAGCCGCAGAAGGGCACGGGUGUGGCGGCGCAGCAGCAGCAGUUGAUGAACCGUGCGAAGAGUCUGCAGGCGCUGGUAGGGUUCUGUGAGGCUACGGAUAAGUGUCGGCAUCGGCUGAUUGCGAGAUACUUUGCUGAUGAGGGCGAGACACCGUGUGAUUUUGCGUGCGAUUGGUGUAAGGAUGCGGUGGGGCUGGUGAGGAGGAAGGAGAGGGGCUUGGCGAGUGAGGAGUGGUGUUCGACGCAAAGGGAGAUGGGUAGGUAUGAUAUUGACGAGUAUGAGUAG
Molecule: messenger RNA, 1458 nt
Organism: Trematosphaeria pertusa
Lineage: Eukaryota; Fungi; Ascomycota; Dothideomycetes; Pleosporales; Trematosphaeriaceae
Product: ATP-dependent DNA helicase
Exons: 4
Coding region: 1-1458 (485 amino acids)
Biological process (GO): double-strand break repair via homologous recombination
Cellular component (GO): nucleus; RecQ family helicase-topoisomerase III complex; cytoplasm
Molecular function (GO): 3'-5' DNA helicase activity; ATP binding; four-way junction helicase activity
Source: RefSeq, a predicted model, not a curated record